Geosmithia morbida is the source of this 2433-nucleotide messenger RNA. Its product is annotated as xylulose-5-phosphate/fructose-6-phosphate phosphoketolase. Gene Ontology annotation, biological process: carbohydrate metabolic process. NCBI's taxonomy places the organism in Eukaryota, Fungi, Ascomycota, Sordariomycetes, Hypocreales, Bionectriaceae. The coding region runs from base 1 to 2433 and encodes 810 amino acids. The record is from RefSeq and is a predicted model, not a curated record. The transcript has 3 exons. Gene Ontology annotation, molecular function: aldehyde-lyase activity.
AUGUCAGAGGUCGAAUCGCUCAGUGCCUUUGGCACUGCGCGGUCCACCGUCAAAGGCGAACCCCUCAGCAAGGAAGAUAUCGAGUUGUACAACGACUUCUUCAAGGCAAGCUGCUACAUUUCCCUGGGCAUGAUCUACCUCAGGGAAAACCCCCUUCUUCGCGAGCCUCUCAAGAAGGAGCACCUCAAGGCCCGUCUUCUCGGUCACUUUGGAUCAGCUCCGGGCCAGAUCUUCACCUAUAUGCACUUCAACAGACUCAUCAAGAAGUACGACCUCGAUGCCUACUUCGUCUCGGGUCCGGGUCACGGAGCUCCCGCUGUCCUCUCCCAAUCGUACCUCGAGGGUGUUUACUCUGAGGUCUACCCCUUCAAGUCCCAGAGCACCGAGGGUCUCCGCAACUUCUUCAAGUACUUCUCCUUCCCUGGCGGCAUCGGCUCCCACGCCACACCUGAGACGCCAGGAUCGAUCCAUGAGGGUGGUGAGCUCGGCUACUCCAUCUCCCACGCCUUUGGCAGCGUCUACGACAACCCCAACCUGAUUGCCCUCACCAUGGUUGGUGACGGUGAGUCGGAGACGGGCCCCCUUGCCACGGCCUGGCACAGCACCAAGUUCCUCAACCCCAUCACCGAUGGUGCUGUCCUCCCCGUCCUCCAUCUCAACGGGUACAAGAUCAACAACCCCACUAUCCUGGCCCGUAUCUCGCACGAAGAGCUCAAGGCUCUGUUCGUCGGGUACGGCUGGGAACCUUACUUUGUCGAGGGUGACGACAUCGAUACGAUGCACCAGGCCAUGGCCGCGACGCUGGAGCGAUGCGUUGUGCAGAUCCGCGAGUAUCAGAAGCAGGCCCGUGACAGCGGCAAGGCCUUCCGCCCCAGGUGGCCCCUCGUGGUGCUCCGAAGCCCCAAGGGCUGGACUGCGCCCCGCAAGCUUGAUGAUAACUACCUCGGCGGCUUCUGGCGCGCACACCAGGUGCCCAUUACCGACCCUGCCACGAACCCGGCCCAUUUCAAGUUGCUUGAGGAGUGGCUGCGCAGCUACGAGCCGGACCGUCUAUGGGACGAGGAGGGCCGUCCUGACCCCAGGUUCAGGGCCCUCUGCCCCGACGGUACUCGUCGCAUGAGUGCCAACCCUGUUGCCAACGGCGGCCAGCUCAGGAAGCCGCUACGCAUGCCCGACUUCCGCAAGUACGCCAUUGAGGUUAAGAACUCUGGUAGGGUAUCAGGACCCAGCAUGUCCAACAUGGCGAAGUUCCUCAGGGACAUCAUAGCCGAAAACAACACCAACUUCCGUCUGUUUGGUCCCGACGAGACCGAGUCGAAUAAGCUUGCUGAAGUUUACAAGGCUGGAAAGAAGGUCUGGAUGGGCGAGUACUUUGAAGAAGAUGCCAAUGGCGGUAACCUGGCAAUGGAGGGUCGCGUCAUGGAGAUGCUGUCUGAGCACACGUGCGAGGGCUGGCUGGAGGGCUACCUUCUGAGUGGUCGUCACGGUCUCCUCAACAGCUACGAGCCCUUUAUUCAUGUCAUUGAUUCCAUGGUGAACCAGCACUGCAAAUGGCUCGAAAAGUGCCUCGAGGUCGAGUGGCGUGUCCCCAUUGCCUCUCUUAACAUUCUCCUGACGGCUGUCGUCUGGCGCCAGGACCACAACGGCUUUACCCACCAGGAUCCUGGCUUCCUCGAUGUGGUGGCCAACAAGAGCCCCGAGAUUGUGCGCAUCUAUCUGCCCCCUGACGGCAACUGUCUGCUUUCUGUCAUGGACCACUGUCUCCGCAGCGACAACUAUGUCAACGUGAUCGUCGCCGACAAGCAGGAACACCUCCAGUUCCUGGACAUGGAUACGGCCAUCCAGCAUUGUACCAAGGGUGCGGGUAUCUGGCCUCAGUUCAGCACCGAUGCCGGACAGGAGCCUGAUGUGGUCAUGGCAACCUGCGGUGACGUGAGCACGGGUGAGGCUCUGGCUGCCGUGGACCUGCUCCUUCAGCACUUGCCCGACCUGCGCAUCCGCUUCGUAAACGUCGUGGACCUGUUCAAGUUGAUCCACCCAAGCGAGCACCCCCACGGUCUUACCGACGCCGAGUGGACAGCCCUGUUCACCAAUGACAAGCCUGUCAUCUUCAACUUCCACAGCUACCCGUGGCUCGUUCACCGCCUCACGUAUAAGAGGCCCGGAAACCACAACCUCCACGUGCGCGGCUACCGCGAGAAGGGCAACAUUGACACGCCUCUUGAGCUGGCCAUCCGCAACAACACGGAUCGCUUCAGCCUGGCCAUGGACGCUAUCGACUACAUGCCGCACCUGAACAACCGGGGUGCCGCCGCCCGCGAGGCUCUGCACAAUGCGCAGAUUUCCGCUAAGAACAAGGCUUUUGAGGAUGGAAUCGACCCGGUGGAGCUCGGAUCAUGGAACUGGACCAGGGAAAACAAGUUAGGCAAGUAA